Messenger RNA from Branchiostoma floridae (Florida lancelet), 2103 nucleotides. RefSeq names its product beta-1,3-galactosyltransferase 1-like. The record is from RefSeq and is a predicted model, not a curated record. The transcript is spliced from 3 exons. Gene Ontology annotation, cellular component: membrane. Lineage: Eukaryota; Metazoa; Chordata; Leptocardii; Amphioxiformes; Branchiostomatidae. Gene Ontology annotation, molecular function: hexosyltransferase activity. The coding region runs from base 390 to 1376 and encodes 328 amino acids.
AGUUGUAUCAUAUAUCUACGUGACUUGUCAUGUGACAGUCAAGUAAGGUCUUAACGUUUCUUUUGCAUGUCGUCCGCUCGUAAUAUUUCACAAAUCACCACUAUAUUAUCUGUACUUCGGAUCGUUUGCUGUUAUGAAAAGGUUGUGAUAUGGUCGUCGUGAAAGAUGGGCGUGGUCUAAAACUGGUCAGACUGCUCCGAAGCUCCCAGGAGAAGGUCCUGAAUGUAUGACAGUACAAACCUUCACCAAUUGUCGCCGAGGCUCAACUCUUCUUGGACUCCGCCGUCUGUGCCCUUUGCCCUCACGAAAAACAAAAGGACUCAAUCAGAGCUACAGAAGAGUUCUUCGGCCAGAAUCCUACAGAAGAAUUCGAAGACUAGAUAACAGAAAUGGGGAGAUUUUGUGCCAGCAAGGCCCCUCAGGCUGUGGUUGCCGUCUGUGUUCUCGUUGGUCUACUUUACGUAUUUCCCCCAUUGCACCAAGACGUCACGUCAGUGGAAUGGCCGCUACAGGGCAGAGACCCACAUCAGGAUCGACCAGAGUACCUCAGACGGGUACCGAACCCGCAUCCCUUCACUUUCACCUUAAAUAACCCCGGUAAAUGUAAAGGAGAGGAUGUUUUCCUUCUCAUCAUUGUCACCACGCCACCCGAGAGCAAGGCGCAGAGACAGGCUAUCCGGAACACCUGGGGGGACGAGAUUAACAUCCCGGGAAUCGGCGCCAUCAGAACCAUCUUCGCAUUCGGCGUGAGCGAUGAUGCAGGGAUCCAGCAAACUCUUCAAGACGAGAACGAGAUGUUCAGAGAUAUCAUUCAGGAAAGCUUCACAGACGCACCUCGCAAUGGCACCCUUAAGACAGUCAUGUGUUUGAAAUGGGCCUUCCAGUUUUGUCCCAAUGCCAAAUACGUCAUGAAAACGUCACCAGACACCUUUGUGAACAUCUUCAGCCUGGUCACAUACUUGAAAGGGUUGCCUGAAUCUGAAGCGAGCGAAUUAAUGCUCGGUUGGGUCAUCACUGACAAAAAGCCUACUCGCGACCCAAACGGUCCGUGGAAAUAUUGGUACGUACCGAACGACGUGUUUCCCGGCGACACGUUUCCACCGUAUGUCUGGGGCUUCGCCUACGUCAUGUCCAACGACAUGCCGUGGCUUCUGUACGAGACGUCUCUGACCACAAAGUACUUAUUCAUGGCAGACAUUUACCUGGGGAUCUGUCUGGAGAAGCUGGGUAUCGCUCCCCGCCAUCACAGCGGCUUCUGUCAUUAUGACGUGAACAUUAACUCCUGUGGGUUUGAGUGGUUGGUGGUUUCACGCGGGGCUGGGAAUCCGGAGAAAAUGACAAAGUAUUGGAAAGCUCUUACAUCGAAAUGCUACUAGCCGGACAGCCAAUGUUUUUGUUCCCUUCUUGUAGCUCUUAAUACCGUUAAAAGGUGAUGAAAUGUUGCUUGGAAUUAGGAGAAUAUAUUGGAUCAAUGAGUCGUUUUAUUGCACUUGUAAAAAAAAUUCUUUUUCAUCAGCGCUUCUCUGCAGUCACCUCCAUUAGAAACGGAAAACAUUGUACCAAGGAGGCUUUUUUUUCAACCUCCUUGAUUGUACAGUACAUGCAACCAGAGAACUACAACUAGACAAUGUCAAAGUUAAACAAUGAAACUAAAUGCUGACUGUAGAAUUACAGAAAUGACUCCAACUUGAAGGAAUGAAAUCAUUUUUAUUCUUCGAAAAGGAAAAAUCAAAAUCUGCCUUUGGCAUAUUAGGAGGUUCAUAUUCCUGGCAAGUAACUUCCCUCCAAGAAAACAUAACAUAUCUUGAAAUCUCUUACUCUACUGUCCAUUCUGAGACAUCAACAUAAAACAAUGAAUACUAGUCUAACUUACAAAUUAAUCAAUUCAGGGUGACUUUCCCUAACUUUUAAACAAAACUUCCAACAAUCAGUCAUAACAAUAGACUUGCAUGCUAUAAGUAUUAAGUAUCCAUUCACUCUGAAGUAAGUACCAAUAAACAACUUACAAGCUACAUUAAAAUCUGCUAUUCGUGACAGUUGAGAUAAAAAUUUGUCUAAUCACUUGGUCCAAUGACAAUGACUUCAAAGCGAACUAAAACACAU